Messenger RNA from Ostrea edulis (European flat oyster), 5620 nucleotides. Its product is annotated as BTB/POZ domain-containing protein 6-like. Gene Ontology annotation, molecular function: protein binding. Bases 2509 to 3834 code for a protein of 441 amino acids. Gene Ontology annotation, cellular component: cytosol. Lineage: Eukaryota; Metazoa; Mollusca; Bivalvia; Ostreida; Ostreidae. The record is from RefSeq and is a predicted model, not a curated record. Gene Ontology annotation, biological process: neurogenesis. The transcript is spliced from 3 exons.
GUCCAGGGGUGACCCACACUUGCAAAUAUUUAUUGCACCUGUGCAUGACUUUCUUUGGAUCAGUUUAUGAGGGCCUCUAAAGGAUAUCAUUUUUUUUUUUAUUCUUCAGCAUUUUCUUUAGAACAUCAUCUGAUCAUAUUACAUUCACUUCCUAUGCCUGAACAUGGAAAAGAAAACUUAAAGAUACUCAAAUUUUAUAUUCCUGAGGUCUGCAAUAUCACCAGUGCCUUACAGCUUUCAUCACUUGGUCCUUUAUUACCAUUUCUCAAAACAUGCUAACAGGCCUUGAAACUAUCAUAAGCAUUCUGAUAUGUGGGCAUAGGUUACCUUUUUGCCAAUUUAGUACAUGAAAAGAAUGAGGGUACAAUAUUCCAGCUGCACAUCCCUGGCUACCAUUUACACUAAAAUUUCACUCAUCCCUGAUGUACAUAUAUAUAAAGAAACCUUUGUACCUCUUGAGUCAAGUCAAUAUUGAAGAAACCCACAGACCUCAACAUUUACCUGAAUAUUAAUUAAAAAGCAUCACUAGCCCUAAGGGUUAUGAAAUCUACAAUAAUUUUCCUGUUCUGCAUAUAUCUAAACUAAAUUCUAAUAUUCAGCAACAGCUAUAAAACAAGAUAUAUUCUUAAAACACAAAUAUCACUGAAAGUCCCCAUAGGCCCAUACUGAUGUUAACAACUUUACAUAAUAAAAUAUGUUAUAUCAACACAAUAUGACUAUUUUGGACCCACCCUUGAGUCAGAACCCUGUGGUUGCUAAAUUCACAAUUCUUGAACAUCCCUUUCUGCUUUUCUUUAAUUACCCUCACAAGUCAAGGUUUUGUGAUUACGUACACUCCACACAAACCCUUGACGAAUGUAGCUAUUUAAAUUUCAGGCUUAGGAGUCCGUAUUUCAUUGGGUCCAAGUAGUACAAUGGAGCCAAUCAAAAUGCGGUUCUCAUUCUAAACACGUGGUAGAUGAUGACAAUGAUGACUGCGAACAAAAGAUGUUAAAUUCUUCAAUUUUUUCAACUUCUUGUCACAUAUGCAAUGAUACCAACUUAAACAAAUAUCGCCGUUUUCUCUCUCUAGACGGUGUGGAUCAUCUAUUUUUGUGCUCAUGCAGUCCAAAAUUUGUUUUGAAAAGAGAACAUUUCAAGAGAACAUGAACAGUUUAUUUUUAGCAUAAUCCGCAUUAUAAAGCUUGAGCCCAAAAUUUUCAUAGCUACAUUCGUCAAGGAUGCUGACCAAGAGCAAUAGCUUACCCGAGUGACAAGGUGAACUAAAAAUCAAAUAUUAUGUACUCUACAAAAACAUCAUUUGUAUACUGUGAGUAUUGAUGCAUUUAUUGGGUGUCCUGGUAGCGCAGAGGUAGUGCUCUAGCUUCUCACCACUGCAACCAGAGUUUGAUCCCCGUGAUCUGCAGUGGUUGUAUGUGAGAGAGUGUGGUGGUCGCCCACUCGGAUACGUGGGUUUCCUCCGGGUAUUCUGGUUUCCACCCACAUAAAUGACCCCCUAGCGCAAACAUCCGUGUAUCAAAGGACCCCAUUGGAAAUAAGCUUUCGAGGGUUAUCCUUGGUAUUUAUGAAUGUAUCUUUGUAUGUAAUGUAUAUAUACCGAAUAAACAUCAUGUAACAAACCAAACCAUCUAUCCUAUCAUUUGCUAUUUUGAUUAAUUUUUGUCAAUAGCCAAAAUAAAUAAAUGAAUAAUAAAUAAUGAAAGAAAAAUGUGAUGUAUGCUUAUGAUUAGAUACAAGGUCAAGAAAUUCUUGACUCUAUAGUAAGUCUUUUAUCAAUCUCAAGUGAAUAAUACAUCUGAUUCAUCUAAACAUCUCCUUUAGAAAAAAUAAUAAAAUAUAGAGACACAAAAACCUUUCUGAAUAUCAGUAACUACAGUCAAAACUGCCAUAGCGACGCACUGUAUUAAGCGACUCACUGUCGUAUGUGACCAUACAAAGUUCCCCCUAAGACGUUACUCUAUAUAUUGUACCUGUAUUAAACGACCACCUGUCUGACGCGACCAACGACCAUGAUUUUUACAACCUUUUCGAGUAUUUUCACGAAAUUUUACCUCUACUUAACGACUAUACAUUUUUCGAUUACAACGUGAUUACUUCUUUCGAUUUCGGUUGAGCCGACUAUUCUGGGAAUUAUCGCCCCUAACACUUUCGUUUUCAAACGCACAACUAUUCUGGGAAUUAUCGCCCCUAACACUUUCAUUUUAAUACGCACAGUUUGGCGAUGAUCUUGAUUAGUCGGCCCUCUGAAUAAAUUAUUAUACCUAAGCUGUCAACAUGCAGUGUCGUGUGUGGUUAAUUAAUAAAACCCGAGUUGUUGUUUAUUUAACAAAAUCAAGGAUCAGGGAAUCAAGGACGGUGUAUUCGAAGGUGUGAAUUCCGACAAACUUUAAGAAGUGCCGGGUAGGUUAGAUCGGAAAUGAAAAUCUACCACUUGUUAUACCAUUAUGUUCAACAGAGUAAAAAAAUUGCCCGAUUGCAAUAUAAAUCAAUGGGUACUGUGAAACAGAAAUGGAUCUGCUGAGUUACGGGGACUGGCAGUCCAAUCUUAGCUUAUCCGAGAGCAAUAAGUUCAUGCUACAGAACAAAAUUGGAUGUGAUAUAGCUUUUCUUUUGGGAAAGUCGAAGGAAGAAGUACAAGCUCAUAGAUACAUGCUUGCUAGCCGAAGUAGUGUGUUUUUCGCAAUGCUGUUUGGACCUUUUGAUAAAAGUGACAAGGCUAUCGAAAUCCCCGACAUUGAAAAAGACAUUUUUGAACAAAUUUUGAGGUACAUGUACUGUGAAGAAAUAACAAUCAAUGAAGACAAUGUCACACACAUCCUGUAUGCUGCUCGCAAGUAUGGACUCUCUAAAGUCACCUUAAAAUGCAGGUCUUUUCUAGAGAAGAACAUCAGUCCAGAUAACGUAUGUAUCAUUGCGGAAAACGCACACAUCUUUGAUGAAGAUGAACUUUUCAACACGUGCCUAGACUACAUUGUUAAACACGCCUUUGAAUGUAUCAAGUCAGAGUCCUUUACACAGCUAUGCAGAUCCUGUGUGAAAAAGAUAAUUGAAAGAGAUGAUCUCCCAUUGGAUGAAGAUCACAUCCUGGAGUGCAUGUCAAAUUGGGCCAAGAAAGAAUGCAACCAUCGAGGAGUAGAAAGCACUGAAGAGAACCAGAGAGUAGCCCUGGGUGACCUGUUUUACUUAAUUCGGUUCCCUGUCAUGGAUUUAACUUUUUUUGCAGACAAUGUGGCCAAGACCAGCAAUCUCUUGACUGAAAAAGAAAAAAUUGACUUGUACACAUAUAUGGCUGGAACGAAAAAAAAAUUAUCAGACUCCAAAUUUGUGACAAAACACAGGAAACCUUUUCAUAUCACAUGUAUACGUUUAGGGACCAUUGAAAAAGCAAACAAUGAAAACUUCCGAUGGAGAACAGGGGAAAUUGAGAAGCUAGACUUCCGGGUGUCUAAAAAGAUUGAAAUACAAGGUAUUAUAGUGUAUGGAGGGAGAUUGGAAAAGUCAAACUACAAAGUGUCUGCAUGGUUGAGAAGACAUGACACAGAUGAAGUCAUCGCAGACUGCCACACCAAGUUGUCCACAACACCAGAUGGGGUGACCUAUCAGGUCUUUUUUAGAAAGCCAGCCACAGUGCAGGCAAACAAAAGGUACUGUAUCCACCUGCAGAUGAAGGGAGGGAAGACGUACUGGAGUGAGGAGGGGAUAACUCCUGUUACCUGCCAUGAUAUUGUAUUCAAUUUUCUUGACUCCCAAGAAAUUGGUAAUGGCACAGGGGCAAGGCGGGGACAAAUUCCUGGCAUUGUGUUCACAAAAUAUCCAACCAACCAAGAGGGUUAACGAUUGUGUUUUAACAACCUCCAACACAUUUAUUGUUUCAUAAAGUGGAGUGAAAUACAGGUUUCUGUGAUUUAUAAGUAAUAUUCUGCUUUAUCUCAGCCCUGUAUAGAUGAUUUGCACAUUGAACUGAAGCUCUCUCAGAAAUGUCUUAAUUUUUUCUUAGAGAGUUAUACCAUAGACAGUGAAUAUCAAAAUGGCAUCAAACUUUGUAAGAGCAUUUGCUGCUGUUAGAUAUUUACAAACAGGUUACAAAAGAUGCUGUCUGAGGGAAAAUUAAUGGUUAUACCAAAAAAGGAAGAUAAUUUUUCUAAAAUGCAGCUAUGUAUGGGGCAACAUAUAAAACGGUGAAAAUAAACCUAGUAUCAUUUUCAAUCCACAACAGUACAUUGACCUUUUCCAAAUGUGCAAAACAACUAUUGAUAUGAAUUUGUUUUAUGUAUUAUUAAGUAAAUGUUUUACACAAUUGCAUUUGUUAGAUAUGGUAAUGUGAUUUGUUGUUAAUUAUAAUACACAAUACUUAUUGCCCUGCUAAGUAAUAUACAGUAAAAUAUCUAUAUCUCGAAGUCCGAGGGACUUCAAAAAAACUUCGAGAUAUCCAGGAGUUCGAGAUAUCCAAAUUCGAUCUUGAAUAUUUUUUUUAAUGUAAUGAUGAAGCGUGUAUUAUCAAAUGCGUUCUCGUAAUUAUGGGCAUUACUUUUUUUCAAGCGCACUUCGACAAUUUCGUUCGUUUAUCUAAACCACAUGAUAAUGAUAUAGUGUGUAUCAUUCAAAACACCGUCCCUGGAAUCGGACGUAUUAGUUCAUAAUUGGCAGUGGACUUCAUCCGUAAUGUGGGAAGGCCUCACUAAUUACCCAAGCUGUUGAACCAAUUAUUGCGACCUGGGUCUACUCGAAAAAGGCGAGCGUGGAUUAGUAGUGGAUUGGUGAAGCAGCGGGCGUGAAUGUGGGACUUAACGACACCAGGUAUGGUAAGCAGAGUGGAAAAUUGACUGCACUUCGAGAUAAACCAGGUGAAUUUAGGGCAUGGGACCUUGAAAAUACUUCGAAAUAAGCGAGGUAUUCGAGAUUAUCGUGUUUGAAAUAUCCAAAGUUUUUUUUAAUCAUUUAUAUAGGGAACACGGCAGGGACCAGCGGUCGACUUCAACUCAAGAGGGGUAUUCGAGAUAAACCAUAUUCGAGAUACAGAUAUUUUACUGUAAUUGUGUUCUAAUUUAGUCAAAGGAUUCCAUCAUAAUGUCACAAUCCAUAUUAACAUUGGAUUCUUAUAUAUAUAUAUAGGGCUCAUGGUGUGUGUGACCGGUCAUUAGGGGAUGCUUACUCCUCCCUAGGCACCUGAUCCUACCUCUGGUAUAUCCAAGGGUCCUUUCAUUAUUUUAUCUGCUCAUGUAGUUCACUGAACAACUUAGAGAUACAUGUAGUUCUUCCAUGUUCUCUCAAAUAUUUAGAUGGAUACAUAAGUUCAGUACUAAUGUGAUUUAAAACUACAUAAAAGAUCUGUUACUAUAUUGUUUUCAUUUUUCUGAAAUUGAUUUUAAUGUAGAUUUUAACAUCAAAUGGGGCAACCACUUUGAAAAUUCUAAUUGACUGCAAAUAUUCUAUUUUCACAUUUCUUGCCACUGAAAUAGUAUAAAAGUAGAGAAGUAGAAGGUGUACAGUAUUUUAUGGACAUUUAUAUAUGUAGUUCUUUUAUUGACCUGAAAUGCUUUUGUUACUUUGUGACCGUUACUUUAUUUUGAUGUGCCAAAGUCAUACUUCAUAUGUUACUUAAUAAAAGAAGCAACAAAUA